GUUGCGCACGCAAGCUGGGGGCGACGCGUUUUGGCCUCUUCCUCUUGCGACGACGGCGAGCCGGAGGCGACGCGGUGGCCUCUUGGCGUGGCGACCGGACGGCGAGUGGGAGGUGACGCGGUGUCGCCUCUCGCGGAGGCGACCCGGAGCCAACGUGGUGCGGAGAACUAGAUCUGGCAGAGUGGCCCUGUGGGCCAUUAGCGAGAGGUUGAAGACAACUCUCAGAGCUGUUGAAAAGAGAAGUCCGUUGAUUUCUUGGGUCUUGCGUUCUCAUAUCGCUGCGAUUUCUAAAGGAGAGCACCGAAGAGCAGCUAGCUUUGUUGCUGUCAUGGGGAAGAAGAGAAAGCAUGGGGAGAACGGGACGACAAGCAAGCCAAGAGAUGAGAUGCCUCUCAAGAGGUCUUCAGAUGCCUCCCCUUAUUCCUUAUCUGACGCGCUCAGGGAGAUUAGUAAACACAUACAGGUAAAAGAGAACACGGAUGAAUCGGUCCAAAAGCUUGAGCAAAGGGUGCAGCAGCUAGAAGACAAGGUAGAAGUGAAGACGGAUGAUUUGGUCCGAGAGCUUCAGAAUAGGGUGGAAAAGCUAGAGGAUAAGGUGGAAACAAAUGAAGUUCAAGAGAAAGAACGGGUAAGCAAAAUUAAGGAAGAUCUCAGGAAAGAGCUGAACGAGUUUAAGGAAGAUCUCAGGAAAGAGCUCAACAACUAUAAGGAAGAGUUAAGGAAUGAAUUGGAAAACAUUGAGAACAGAAGUAGCCAAUGUUUCAGCGUGUUGAAACAAGAUUUCAAGAAAGAGCUAGAAGUGAAGGACGAGCCCAGCUUAGGGAUCCAAGAGGAAGGAUGGGCCAAAGUACAUCAUUUAAAUGAAUCUCCAUCCCUGAGAUCACAACCACAUCAAAGCGAGACAACAAGAUUUAAACUGAAAAUUGAGAAUAAGGUGGAUCAGGUUGUUUACAAAGGGAAACCUAUACGGACUGAUGAUUCUGAACAUAUAACAGUAGUAUUGUACGAUGGUGACAAUCAAAUUGCACCUGAUCAUCACCUUGCCUCAGCAGUAGUUCAGCUAGUUGUCGUUGAUGGAGAGUUUAAUGAACCUGAGGGAUUUUGGUCCAAAGAUGAUUUUGAAAAAAGAAAAACGAUGCCACGACAAGGGAGUAACCCAAACCUAGUGAAGAACGGCAGGUUUAAACUGGCUGGUGGGAAGUGUCGUCAUAAAGGCGUCAUUAUUACGGACAACUCUAACCGCAGGGAAUUUAUGCUUGGAGUGAUGAUCGUCGGGGAUACAGACGAACGAGUUCUUGGAGGAUUAUCAAAUACUUUCAGAGUGCAGGAAGCAAAGACAGAAAAGGAUCGUGCAAAGCGUAAUAAUGAUGAUAGCAGAGAGGAUUUACUAAGAUAUACAACCGGACAAGUACACAUGCCUAAUAAAAACGGGCAAGGUCAGCGAUUUAGUCUUCAACAAACAAGGCCAAAUUUACCCAGCAUGGCCAACCCACCAUUUCAUCAAGAAUGUAUGGUUCAGGCAGCGAAUAAGAGGCAUAGUUCAGGUUUAGUGGGUUCUCUUAUGGCCAAUGGUAUACCUCAGCAGGGCACCAAUCAACUGGAAAAUCGUGGGCAAGUUCAGCAAUUUCAAACAACAGGGCAAGGUCAGCACUAUCAAACAGGGUCAGUAGUCAGCUUCAUGGAGAAUCAAUCACAAAUAACAUACGGCCCUACAGCGGGAAAUGGUUCAGUUCGUCCACCUUUCGACAACUUACAGCUGUAUCCUGCUCAACAGAGCGCCCAACUGAAAAAUUAUGGGCAAGGUCGGCAACAUAAUAAUGUUCUACGGCCAAUGUGCACUUUCGCCGUCGGCCCAUCGCAAGGUGGUAAUGGUGUUCAACUGGAAAAUCAUGGAAAUAGUUCGGUUGAGCCAGUUCCGGUGGGCCAUUUACAACAGUACCCUACUCAACAAAGCACCGUGCAGUUGGGUAAUCAUGGACAAGGUCGGCAACGUAAUAGUGGUAUGCCAACAACACAAGUCAAUUCCGUUUUCAUGUCGAACCUGCCGCAACAGAACACUACUCAACAGGGUGUGCAACCCAAAAGAAAUGAUUCUGUUGAUCCACAUCCGGUCGAGCAUGUACAGCAGUACCCUACUCAACAAGGCAUCAAUCAACAGGAAAAUUGUGGUCGGCAGCAUCAUAGUGUUACUCGACCUUUCACAUUCGCUCACGAAGCAGCAGGAAAUGGUGCAGGCCGUGAACUUGUAGUAGAGCGUGUACCACAACAGAACGCUACUCAACAGGGUGUUCAAGUGGAUAUUCAUGGGCAAAGUCGGCAACAUAAUUCUGUUACACAAACUUUCGCCGUCCUGCCGUCGCAAACACUCGCUAACGCAGCAGCAGGAAAUGGUGCAGGCGGUGAACUUGUAGUUGAGGAUAUAUUGCAACAGAACACUACUCAACAGGGUGUUCAACUGGAUAAUCAUAGAUCGGAUCUGGGGUUGGGUCUCGGUUUAUCAACUCACAAUAUCCCUACCGGCCCUUCUGCUGGCGAUUUGCAUGACAACUAUAUGGAUGAGACUCUGCGCCACCUCCAUGAUAAUCUACUCGCCCCUGAUGACCCCGGAUACCUUGGACUUCUCAGCCAUGCAGAGGCAGCCGAUCAGGGAGGGCCUUCUGCAGGCACUCGACAAUGGAGCACCAACCAGCUGCAUGCUGGUUAUUCUGCUGGCAUGCACUUGUCCGGGUUUCGCCCUCAAACUGAAGAUGGUGGAUCUACUGUCUCUGGUCUACGUACUGCUGCACCAGCUCCAGAGGGCACCCAGAUGGAUUUCACCCAGCCUACGGUUAUGGCACCAUGGGAGCCAUGAGGCUCGUCUUCUCGAACUACCGAGGCAUACGUACCUUGUUAAAGUAAAGUUAUCUGCCUACCGAGUUGGGGGUUUGUUGCACCCUCAGCUUCUCCCAGAAUCUUGAACCCAUCUUGAACCCAUAUUUUUUUACAAUCCUAACUAGUUAGGAUUCCUAUGGAUAAAAAAAUAUGGGUUCAAGAUUCUGGGAGAAGCUGAGUGGAGGGUCGAUUCUCAAGAUUCUGGGAGAAUCGGCCAAAAGAACUAGGCCUGUCUUCGACUAUUUGCACUUCUGCGGCGUGAUUUGUGCCAUGAUGGUGGGUAAUGGGCAUCGAUAUUGAACCACAAAGUUUGCAUUGCACGUGGUGGGUUAUUUUUUGGCAUUUCUCCAUUGCGUGUUGGUUUCGGGGCAUGGAUGACAGUUGUGAGCAAAGAUUCUACAAGUUGAUAUUUUGUCCGUUAUCUCUAAAUUAGUGCGAGUGACACUGCGGU
This is a messenger RNA of Triticum aestivum (bread wheat), 3322 nucleotides long. RefSeq lists its product as uncharacterized. The transcript is spliced from 19 exons. Gene Ontology annotation, molecular function: sequence-specific DNA binding; DNA-binding transcription factor activity; calmodulin binding. NCBI's taxonomy places the organism in Eukaryota, Viridiplantae, Streptophyta, Magnoliopsida, Poales, Poaceae. Gene Ontology annotation, cellular component: nucleus. The record is from RefSeq and is a predicted model, not a curated record. Gene Ontology annotation, biological process: regulation of salicylic acid biosynthetic process. The coding region runs from base 329 to 2851 and encodes 840 amino acids.